Messenger RNA from Vigna angularis (adzuki bean), 570 nucleotides. RefSeq lists its product as uncharacterized. Bases 1 to 570 code for a protein of 189 amino acids. The transcript has a single exon. NCBI's taxonomy places the organism in Eukaryota, Viridiplantae, Streptophyta, Magnoliopsida, Fabales, Fabaceae. The record is from RefSeq and is a predicted model, not a curated record.
AUGGAGAUCCUAGCGAUCACUAGGAAUACACCAGGAGCGUCCUCUUCAAACGCUACUCACCAGGCGGAGUGGACCUUGGAGAGUUUUCUGCAGCACCACCCAGCCAAGUUCAACGGGAAAGGGUUACCGGACGAGGCUGACCAGUGGUUGAGAGACAUGGAGAGGAUUUACGAUGCCAAGAGGUGCCCGGACGAGAAUCGCUUGGCAUUCACGGAGUAUUUGCUUACCGGGGAAGCAAGCCACUGGUGGACGAGCAUAAAGGCUAUUCUGACGGACGCUCACAGUCCCAUCACUUGGGCAGUUUUCAGGAGUAAAUUCUAUGAGGAAUACUUCCCAGACAGCGUUCGUUACGCCAAGGAAGUUGAGUUUCUUCAACUGGUACAAGGAGGGAAGUCUGUGUCGGAGUAUACCAACACGUUCAAGCAUCUGUUGAGGUUCAAUACUAUGGCCACCAGUGAAGAGUGGCAGUGCCGGAAAUUCGAGAAUGGAUUAAGGAGUGAUCUGAAAGUGCUGAUAUCCAGCCUCUGCAUUAAGUCAUUCCCUCGAUGGUCGAGAGGGCCAAGGUGUUAG